AUGACCUCUCCCUCCUACUCUCACCACUUCUCCAUCCACAACCUUCCCUACGGCAUCGCCUCCUCACCCUCCCAUCCCACCCCGCAAUGCGCAACCCGCCUCCACAACACCGUCAUCUUCCUCUCCGACCUCCAAUCCGCCGGCCUCUUCUCCUCCAUCCCAUCUCUCCCCGAGAACAUCUUCUCCAACACCACCCUUAACCCCUUCGCCGCCCUGCCCCGUAGCACCCAAACUCAAGUCCGCCAUGUCCUACAAUCCAUCUUGCAACCCUCCUCCACCUCUUCCCUCCCGGAAUCCAGCACUGCGGACAUAACCACCGUAACCAUGCAUCUCCCCGUCUCUAUACCUUCUUUCACCGACUACAGCGCCAGCCUCCCCCACAACCAACACGCGGGGCAAAUCAUUCUGAACCACCCGGCCCCACCCCCAGCAUUCUUCCACUUCCCCAUCGGCUACGCCGGCCGCGCCAGCACCAUCUCCGUCUCCGGCACUCCCGUCACCAGACCAUCAGGGCACUUCUACGACCGAACCGAUCCCUCAUUCCCACAGACAAAGAAAGUCAUUUUCGGGCCAUGUCGCGCACUUGACUACGAGCUCGAACUGGGAAUCAUCAUCGGAAACCCUCUCCCUCGGGGACAGGGCCUCAAAGCCCAGGAUGCGGAAGAGCAUAUCUUUGGGUUGGUGGUGUUGAAUGAUUGGAGUGCACGCGAUAUCCAAGGCCUCGAGAUGAUUCCACUCGGCCCACUGAACGGGAAGAACUUCGCGACUACAAUCUCCCCCUGGAUCGUCACUCUGGAUGCACUGCAGCCGUUUAAGACGCCCGGUCCGGAGCCGAGAGUUUCCCUCCCGGCGCAUUUGCAGGAUCCGGGGGAGUUUAAUUAUGAUAUUAGUGUUGUGACGGAGCUGGAAGCCGGUAGUGGUGGUAGUAGUACUGUGCUGGGACGGGGUAAUGCGAAGGACCUCUUCUGGAGUAUAAGACAGAUGUGUGCGCAUUUGGCGAGUACGGGGUGUGAUUUGCGCACGGGGGAUAUUUUGGGCACAGGGACGGUGAGUGGGGAGGAGGAGGGGUCAUAUGGGUGUCUUCUGGAGGUGACGGAGGGGGGGAAGAAGAGGGUGAAGUUGGAAGGAGUUGAUGGGGAGGAGAGGGGGUAUUUGGUUGACGGGGAUGUGGUGAGGUUGACGGCUUGGGCUGGGGAGGGGGUUGGUUUUGGGGAACUGUUGAAAGGUUGA
Molecule: messenger RNA, 1230 nt
Organism: Aspergillus piperis CBS 112811
Lineage: Eukaryota; Fungi; Ascomycota; Eurotiomycetes; Eurotiales; Aspergillaceae
Product: fumarylacetoacetate hydrolase family protein
Exons: 4
Coding region: 1-1230 (409 amino acids)
Biological process (GO): L-phenylalanine catabolic process; L-tyrosine catabolic process; homogentisate catabolic process
Molecular function (GO): fumarylacetoacetase activity
Source: RefSeq, a predicted model, not a curated record